AUUGGGCACCGCCCACUUCGUGGGCUUCCAGGCUGAGUCAUCACUAGAGAGUGGGAAGGGCAGCAGCAGCAGAGAAUCCAAACCCUAAAGCUGAUAUCACAAAGUACCAUUUCUCCAAGUUGGGGGCUCAGAGGGGAGUCAUCAUGAGCGAUGUUACCAUUGUGAAAGAAGGUUGGGUUCAGAAGAGGGUUGUUUGAAUCUGUGGAUGAGAAACUCAUGGGUUCAGAAUGGCCUAUCACAAACUGAGGAUUAUGGAAAAAUACUGUAGUUUACAGAAUUCCCAGCAACCAAAAGUAAGCCUGAGUUUGUACCAAGGUAGGAAGUAUUUUAUGUUUUAUCAUGUCUGCUAGUCUUGUUCUAUUAAAUUACUUAAGCAACUUUUUAUUAUAGGAAAUUUGGAAAUGUGAGAUGUUUAGCGCAAGGAAAUGAUCUUAAAUGGAACAAAGCUGGUUAAGAAAUUGAAAUGAAUAAAAAGCAUGUUAUGAAAAUAUGCAACACUCUCAUUGACCUAAUUAAAAUAGCUUAUAUAAGAUUAUUGUUGGACUAUGUCUUAUAAACUUACAAGGGAAAUCUUGAUUCCCUCUCUUUAACUCCUUAUAGUUAUUGCCAAGAUUAAUAUUCUUACAUGUAUAUUUUUACAAAUAUGUAUGAUAGAAUGGUCACUGUAAAAAAGUUCUAUUUUUAAAAACAUUGGCAUGAGAAAAAGGUGAAUGCUUCUUAAUAAAGUAUUGGAAUAAUUAUUUAUUAGUGUUACUGGAAAUGGGUGAUUCAGUGUCACUUUUUGGGUAAUGUGGAUUUGUUUUGAGAGAGAAACAGAGAAACAAGGAAACAAAAAUCAACAAAGACUAACAAAAUUUCUGCCCAGAAUACAGGUACGUGCUUGCAUGAAACAAAGGUCCUAUCAUGAAAAUACUAAAAGUCUUUGAAGAACUAGGCUGGAGUUUAUACUGUUAGUGUUCUUUAUUGACGAUAUAUGGAACAUACAGUUAUAUAUGUGAUGAAGUUAACAUUAAUGAUAUAAAUUUCCCAGAUGUAGGGCUAACACUUCUUCAAAAAUCAGAUUUCCAGGUAUUUCAUAGCUUGAACAAAUAUUUGAUGAGACCCCUCCCCUGAAAUUUUAUACCCUAGAACUUAAUAAACAUGCCUGGAAAUUUUAUGUAGAUGAAGGAUUGGGGUUUCUAGAGGUCAUGGCAUAAGUCAUUCUUUCCUACCUGGCCUUUGUACAAUACCAGAUACAAAAUGAAGAGUAAAGAUAGAGGCCAGAACGUACCUACUAAUGAUAAAAGUCCAAGUGGAGGUCUGAGUUUGAGAGCCAAAUGACCUGCUGAUUGAAUUGCAGAACCAGGCCAACUUUUUCAAGCACUCUUCAGGUAAUAUAAAUAAGACAGUGCCAUAGAGCAGGGAUCUUUAUGGUUUUUGUUGCAAUUGUAGCUACUCUGUGAUUGUGAUGCAAGAAAACAGCCAUAGACAACAGGUAAGCUAAUGAGUGUUCCAAUAAAACUUUAUUUAGAAAAAUAGGCAUCAGCCUUUUGUAGUUUGCUGAUCUCUUGCAUAGAGGAAAAAGACACAUUUGCAUUUUCUGCAGCCUACUAGUUUCAACAGGAAGAAAAGGGGCCCAGCAGAAUCCUGCAUACCAAGGAUUUUUCCUCACCAGUUUUUCACCAGAUUAAAAUACUCCAUCUUACCAGAAUUAGAGGGAGUAAAGGGAGAGAAAGAAACCUGAAAUAAUACUAAUGAGCUCUCCUUGUAAGAAGGGGGGCAAACGCUUUUCUCACAAGUCCCUUGACACUAGAAUUUACUCUGUUACUCAGGUAUACUGCCUUUCCAGUGGACUCAAAAGAACCUAUAAAACACAAAGUAUUACUUUGUACUGCAUUUUCCAAACUUGAGAGUCUAAGUGUUUUGGUGCUAAUUUUGGCGUAGUUUCUCUCAUUUUUUGGUUAGUGAUAGUAAAACCAUGUAAUGAGCUCCCAGGAAGACCCUUCUCUUCCGGCCACAUGUGUUGACAUGAGGACAUGCCUUUGGCCUAUUUUGGGCAGCUAAGAUUACUCUGUGGAUUGAUUCAUAUUUUUUGAGUGCCUACAAAAUAUGAGGCAUUUUGAUAAAUGCUGGGGAUACAAUAAUGAGCAAUAGUGAUCCAGUUCUUACCCUCACAAGAGCUUGUGCUGUGUAACAGAAAGGGCUCUAAAAAGAAAAAGUGAUUUCUAAUUUGAAACCUGAGGGACUAGCAGCACAUGCCAAAGGGGACAAAGUUCAGCAUGUUCCGGGAUUUGGGGAAAGCAUUGUUUAUCUGGGGAACAGAGUGUAAGGGGAAAAUGGAGAUAGAUAGCUGAGGCUGGAAAAGGAGGAGGGAGCCUAGGUUGCAAAACCUGUGUAAGCACUUGGGUUUUGUCAGAUCAGCAGGACGUGGUUGAGGGGCUUUAAAGCCAUAAGAUGAUGUGAAUGAUCUCUGUUUUUGAAUAUGUUCAGUCUAGGUUAGAAGAGGCAAAAAUUGAAGACCUACAUUUGUACUGUUCAACAAAGUAGCCAUGGGCCAAAGUGGCUGUUGAGCACUUGAAAGGAGAAUAUAUAAAAAACUGGAGGCCAAGAUACUUCCUUUUGAAGACAGAUGGCUCAUUCAUAGGAUAUAAAGAGAAACCUCAAGAUGUGGAUUUACCUUAUCCCCUCAACAACUUUUCAGUGGCAAGUACUGAGGGGAAAAAAGAAGGAAAUAAGGAAACCAACCUUUCUUUGAGCGUUACUAUGUAUCAAGCCCUUUCACAUAUGUUUUCUCAUUUUAUCUUCACAACAACACUGUGAGAAUGCCAGUUAAUGAAAACAGAACGACCAAAGCCAAACACAUUUAUAAUCAGAUGUCUCCAGUGGACUACUGUUAUAGAGAGAACAUUUCAUGUAGAUACUCCAGAGGAAAGGGAAGAAUGGACAGAAGCUAUCCAGGCUGUAGCAGACAGACUGCAGAGGCAAGAAGAGGAGAGAAUGAAUUGUAGUCCAACUUCACAAAUUGAUAAUAUAGGAGAGGAAGAGAUGGAUGCCUCUACAACCCAUCAUAAAAGAAAGACAAUGAAUGAUUUUGACUAUUUGAAACUACUAGGUAAAGGCACUUUUGGGAAAGUUAUUUUGGUUCGAGAGAAGGCAAGUGGAAAAUACUAUGCUAUGAAGAUUCUGAAGAAAGAAGUCAUUAUUGCAAAGGAUGAAGUGGCACACACUCUAACUGAAAGCAGAGUAUUAAAGAACACUAGACAUCCCUUUUUAACAUCCUUGAAAUAUUCCUUCCAGACAAAAGACCGUUUGUGUUUUGUGAUGGAAUAUGUUAAUGGGGGCGAGCUGUUUUUCCAUUUGUCGAGAGAGCGGGUGUUCUCUGAGGACCGCACACGUUUCUAUGGUGCAGAAAUUGUCUCUGCCUUGGACUAUCUACAUUCCGGAAAGAUUGUGUACCGUGAUCUCAAGUUGGAGAAUCUAAUGCUGGACAAAGAUGGCCACAUAAAAAUUACAGAUUUUGGACUUUGCAAAGAAGGGAUCACAGAUGCAGCCACCAUGAAGACAUUCUGUGGCACUCCAGAAUAUCUGGCACCAGAGGUGUUAGAAGAUAAUGACUAUGGCCGAGCAGUAGACUGGUGGGGCCUAGGGGUUGUCAUGUAUGAAAUGAUGUGUGGGAGGUUACCUUUCUACAACCAGGACCAUGAGAAACUUUUUGAAUUAAUAUUAAUGGAAGACAUUAAAUUUCCUCGAACACUCUCUUCAGAUGCAAAAUCAUUGCUUUCAGGGCUCUUGAUAAAGGAUCCAAAUAAACGCCUUGGUGGAGGACCAGAUGAUGCAAAAGAAAUUAUGAGACACAGUUUCUUCUCUGGAGUAAACUGGCAAGAUGUAUAUGAUAAAAAGCUUGUACCUCCUUUUAAACCUCAAGUAACAUCUGAGACAGAUACUAGAUAUUUUGAUGAAGAAUUUACAGCUCAGACUAUUACAAUAACACCACCUGAAAAAUAUGAUGAGGAUGGUAUGGACUGCAUGGACAAUGAGAGGCGGCCGCAUUUCCCUCAAUUUUCCUACUCUGCAAGUGGACGAGAAUAAGUCUCUUUCAUUCUGCUACUUCACUGUCAUCUUCAAUUUAUUACUGAAAAUGAUUCCUGGACAUCACCAGUCCUAGCUCUUACACAUAGCAGGGGCACCUUCCGACAUCCCAGACCAGCCAAGGGUCCUCACCCCUCGCCACCUUUCACCCUCAUGAAAACACACAUACACGCAAAUACACUCCAGUUUUUGUUUUUGCAUGAAAUUGUAUCUCAGUCUAAGGUCUCAUGCUGUUGCUGCUACUGUCUUACUAUUAUAGCAACUUUAAGAAGUAAUUUUCCAACCUUUGGAAGUCAUGAGCCCACCAUUGUUCAUUUGUGCACCAAUUAUCAUCUUUUGAUCUUUUAGUUUUUCCCUCAGUGAAGGCUAAAUGAGAUACACUGAUUCUAGGUACAUUUUUUAACUUUCUAGAAGAGAAAAACUAACUAGACUAAGAAGAUUUAGUUUAUAAAUUCAGAACAAGCAAUUGUGGAAGGGUGGUGGCGUGCAUAUGUAAAGCACAUCAGAUCCGUGCGUGAAGUAGGCAUAUAUCACUAAGCUGUGGCUGGAAUUGAUUAGGAAGCAUUUGGUAGAAGGACUGAACAACUGUUGGGAUAUAUAUAUAUAUAUAUAAUUUUUUUUUUUUAAAUUCCUGGUGGAUACUGUAGAAGAAGCCCAUAUCACAUGUGGAUGUCGAGACUUCACGGGCAAUCAUGAGCAAGUGAACACUGUUCUACCAAGAACUGAAGGCAUAUGCACAGUCAAGGUCACUUAAAGGGUCUUAUGAAACAAUUUGAGCCAGAGAGCAUCUUUCCCCUGUGCUUGGAAACCUUUUUUCCUUCUUGACAUUUAUCACCUCUGAUGGCUGAAGAAUGUAGACAGGUAUAAUGAUACUGCUUUUCACCAAAAUUUCUACACCAAGGUAAACAGGUGUUUGCCUUAUUUAAUUUUUUACUUUCAGUUCUACGUGAAUUAGCUUUUUCUCAGAUGUUGAAACUUUGAAUGUCCUUUUAUGAUUUUGUUUAUAUUGCAGUAGUAUUUAUUUUUUAGUGAUGAGAAUUGUAUGUCAUGUUAGCAAACGCAGCUCCAACUUAUAUAAAAUAGACUUACUGCAGUUACUUUUGACCCAUGUGCAAGGAUUGUACACGCUGAUGAGAAUCAUGCACUUUUUCUCCUCUGUUAAAAAAAAUGAUAAGGCUCUGAAAUGGAAUAUAUUGGUUAGAAUUUGGCUUUGGGAGAAGAGAUGCUGCCAUUUAACCCCUUGGUACUGAAAAUGAGAAAAUCCCCAACUAUGCAUGCCAAGGGGUUAAUGAAACAAAUAGCUGUUGACGUUUGCUCAUUUAAGAAUUUGAAACGUUAUGAUGACCUGGCAACAAAAAGUAAUGAAGAAAAUUGAGACCUGAGUGAAGAUAAGAAAUGAUCUUUACGUGGCAAAAUGAACACAUCUUGAGUAUUUAGGAAAUGGGCAGUGAAGGCUAAGAACCUGGUGUGUUUCUUGGGAUCAUGGUACAUUUAUCACUGAAUUAAGCCAUCAGGGAAAAAACAACAAAAAAAGAGAACACCUCCAGCUUUUCUUUUUCUGUAUAUACUCAUGUCCCCCAGAUUCCAACAUUUCUCACUGAAAGGGGGCAUGUAUGCAAACCUCAUCUUUCUCCUUCAUUAAUGAUGAUCUUCAGAUUAAACCCUUUGGUGCUAGGAGCUGACAAUUUCCAAAGCAGCCUGUGAAGUCCUAGGGGCUGGGGGCCACUCUUGCGGCAAGCAGAAGGCCAUCCUACUCCGCGGAGUGAUCAUGGAAAUGUAUUUUAGUUAAACUCUGACAGCUCCCAAACGGAAGACUACAGCAUGACGUAGUAUUAUGAUUGCAUUGUAUGAAAGAGCAAGUGACUUUCUAAGUAGGAUGAAUCAUAUUCAUAUGCAGAUGUCUUAGCCUCUUGACGCUGGAAGUGUGGAUUUAUAGCUAUGAAACCACUGCUGGCAGUGGGUGGGCCACUGGGACUGACGGGGGUUAAAGGGCAUUUUACUAAGGCAGCUAAGACAUAUUCAGACAUCAACGUUAUCCUUCUUUUUCAUAUUUCUACCUGAGUGAAGUUCAUCCUUAGUAUUGAGUAGGAAGUUACAGUAAAUGGUAGUUCAUUCUUACUUACACACAUAGCUAAUCUUUUUUUUUUCACUUGGAAUUAUGUUGAAUGUUUCAUUUUGACAAAAAAGUAGACUAGAAGGUAUGUUCUUUAAGUUGUCUUGCAUCCAUUAUAUAAGAAAGAAACAGGUGAGAGGAAGAGCAGAAAGCUGAGACUGGCUGAUGUUCAGAGCACUUACUCCUCUAGAGGGAAAGCAUGACACCGAACACUAAGCACACAGCUUUUUGUUGUUUUGGUUUUUUCUCCCGCAAAUCUUAAAGUGAUUCCCAUGACCUUGGCCAAGGACACUUCUUAAAGAUUAAUGACUGGCACUGACAUUGCCCCAGGCGGGCCACUCCUCACACUGGCUCUCAGUUCCCAGCCAUGCCUGGGGCUCAGUCACUUCUAUUCCACCCUCUGAGACUCCAUUGGUGUCACACAAGGUGUCUUCUUGGCUUUGAUUUUGAGAAUCCCCUAUUUUCACUUCCAGAUCUGUCAGCUGCCAUGGAGGAAUAAUAGAAAACCAGAAAUGCGUGUAGAGGGAGAUUUCUAAAACUUCCCUUGUGUCGCCCAUAGUUGUAGUUUUGGGUUCUGGCAGGUGGAACACCCUGAAACCUGGAAUCAUUCUAUGAGAAUACAGUUCAGACUUUGCAGACUCCAGCCCAUACUAACUGUCAUGAAGCUUGACUUCUUGUCAUAAUGCAGCCAUCUUGGAGGAAAUUGGCCAUUUCUGCUUAGAUGGUUGGCAGGGUCGCGCUCAGCUUUGCUUUCUACACUAAUUACAUAGCAUUAUUCAAGUAUUGUUUUCCAUUUCCCAUCCCUGAUUUCCAGCUUCUUAAAGCUGACUGUUCUUGCAGGGGCCACUUGCUUCUCCUAGAGUACAAAAGUAAGGGCCUUCCUUACUAACUGCAGGGUCUCUCUAUUACACCUCAACAUACACACUUUGCUGCUACUGUUUGUACUGUCUACAGUAGAAUUUCCUUAUCUUGCUCCUGGUAGUGCAUUACAGGCAAGCAUGAAAUGUAAAGUAUUUAUUUAAAUAAAAAGAAAACCUCUAAAUUGGUAAUUGAAUUACCUCCCUGUAGCUUUAUAGUUUGUGACAUUUCUUGACCUUGCUAGUUCUUUCAUUAGAUCUGCGCAAGAUCUAGUCAUCUGGUUAAGGAUUUUAAGCAGAUGCAACUAUAAACCCAAGAAACUGUAUUACUAUUACUGUUGGUCAUACUAAACCUGUCUAUUUCCUGAAGUAUAUGACCCACAAGGAUGUGGAAUAACUAGGAGAAACUGUUUUUGUACACUGUACAUCCUUAGUAUUUUUACACGUAUAUGAUAGGGAUGAACAUGAUUUUCCUUCGUACAGACAGCUUAAAUAAAGCACUAUGUCAAUCUGCUACUUCUCUGUUUAUUGUUGUUGGAUGUGGUUCUAUAAUCCCCCCAAAUUAAAUCUUCUUUAAUGAAAACAUGAUUUUUAAUAGCCCCAGCUGGUAUUAACCUACCUUGUAUAAAAUGUGACAGGAAAAUAUAGAAAUAAUUCCUUGUAGCUCACACACACACACAUAGGGGAUCAUUUUUACUUCAGUGAAAUGGCAGUAGUGCGGUUGUGCAAACUUUGAUGAACGGCUGCUUCUGAGGGGAAACGCUGACCUCUCAGCACUGGAUUUAGGAUGGAUGUACUGUGAAGCCAGGGAUGAAGGAGGUCUCAGACCCUGGGGACAUUCAGACCCGAAUCAUCUAUACAACACACGGUUUGGACCCAGAAUCUGAAGGAAUGUAGCUUUUCAUUAACGUCUUCCUGAUAAUGUACUGCUCUGCAUAUUUCCUUUCUUAGAGUGUAUUUCUAACAACAUGUCAUGGCAAAUUAACAAACUUAGACGUGGGUGAUGUAGAUGGGUAGGAUGGCUGGACUGCAGUCUGACUUCACGUUGAAUCAUUCUGGAUGGGGCCUUUUUCUGAUUUUACCUCAUAAAGCUACUAUUGUAGAAACUUGGCUUUGCUCCUGUGACGAAGCCAGACAGAGGAAUGGCUUUUGGGACCAGAGUGAGUCAAGCAUGUAUGUGUAUGUCACACGGCCAAAUUUGAGGGCAUUCUCACAUGUGCUCUUCUCUCAAAACCACUGGGGUUGACAGAUCCAGGAGGCUAAAAAAAAGUGACCUCUAUAAUUCUUUAAAGGUGCUAUUUUUAGAAUAUUGUAUAAUUUAUUCACAGUAUAUCUAAAACAGAAUUAAGGACAAUUAAAAUAUCUUAUGUGACAGCCUUUAUGUCUAGCACAUUUGAUGAAAUAAAAAACUUCUGAAUCUGAAUAGAAGUUCUACUGUUUCAGGCUUGAACCUUUUACAUGCUCAAGAGAUUCAAAUGGUCUCUGUGUGUAGAUCAUGCCACCGCCUCCAAAGCCUAAUCCACAUCACUUCUGAGAGGCAAGGCUGAGCAUAUGGUGACAUCAGCUCUGUGUUGAGAUGGUGAUGAGGAUGAUGGCUCGCUGGCCAGGCAGGGCAGCCGAAGGUCAGGGACCUGUCCUAACUAACUGCAGCCUUGCCUUUAGUGUUUGUCAUUCUCAGAUACAACACGGUAUGUCCAGUGUCCGUUUUUAUUACUUUAAAGCAUUUGAGGGCUUAAUUGUGUAUAGUAGAAAUACUAUUUUAGACAAAUAAUUAUCUGUGUACAGAUAUUUGAUAUACUCUAAGUAAAUUUUCUAAUUUCACUAAGUACGUUUUUAGGCUCCUCUCAAAUACUGCGUAUUGAAGAAAAAAAUCUGACACCACCGAGCCAAAGAUGCUUUUUUGUCUGUUUUCGUUGUUUAACAGAAUGGAAAGAGUAAUGCAUAGUGCUUCCUGGUGUCUCCUGAUUGAUUGAUUGUGCACAAAGUAGGACGAUAAAUAAAUAAAAUGGAGUCUGAUGGGACAUUGAUUAAAGGUGAAGGAUGAUUGAUAUAUAGAUCAUGAAAAGAAAAAUGAAUGGCAGGAAAAAAAGUUUGGUCCUUAAUAUACUUUGGCCUAGUUAAAAUAUGUGCCUUUUUGGUGUGUUUUGUUCAUCACUACAAGAUAAAAAGGAAACAUUACAACUCAAGUCUUUAAAAAGUUCAUUUAUUGAAAAUCAUAUGUAUAACCUAGCAUACGAAUGAGCAGAUUUAAACACAUAACUUCAAGCCAUUUCUGAAAACAUACACCAGGAGCUCUGCUCAGCUAGAGUCAGACUCCAGCUCCAGCCCGACUGCGUGCGGGGACAGCGCCCGCGUUGAUGAGGACCAGCCCCACUGCAGGCUGAGGCGGUGUCACCCUGGGAAGGUCGUGGUGCGUUGUGGCAUAUUAAGUCUAAACCAGAUGAAUGUAAAUAUCUCUUUGUAAAUCAUUUAUUUCACUCUGUUCCAUCCAGGUCAGCAAUCAGAUUGUGGCAUGCUGGGUAACUGGAAAAAAUAAUAAAAAGUAAGUUUCAAUA
Homo sapiens (human) is the source of this 9593-nucleotide messenger RNA. It is a transcript of the gene AKT3, whose product is annotated as AKT serine/threonine kinase 3. The record is from RefSeq and is a predicted model, not a curated record. The coding region runs from base 2812 to 4068 and encodes 418 amino acids. The transcript has 17 exons. Gene Ontology annotation, molecular function: protein serine kinase activity; protein serine/threonine kinase activity; purine ribonucleotide binding. Gene Ontology annotation, biological process: positive regulation of angiogenesis; positive regulation of artery morphogenesis; negative regulation of PERK-mediated unfolded protein response. Lineage: Eukaryota; Metazoa; Chordata; Mammalia; Primates; Hominidae. Gene Ontology annotation, cellular component: nucleus; cytoplasm; membrane.